CGGCUUCAACCCCUCCGAUCCAUCCUCCGACUCUGAUGUGAAUUUAUCCCUUUGUUCCGUGGUUCAAAUUUUUUUUGCCUCCUCUGGUAUCAUGGCUGAUCAGGCGCGUCACCAGGAGCCACAGCAGGACGACAACCACCCCGCGGCGGCGCCGAUUGUUGACAAAACCACAGAACCAAUCACUAUUGACAUUGAUACCUCUGAAAAGGGGUCGACCGAUUUUUCGUCAAAUGUCAAUUCGCUAAACAACGAUAGAUCGGACGAGAUGGAGGGUGCUGAGCUGCGGAAGAGACCUGAUGUGGAUCGGUCGAAGAGUUAUGCGACAACCACCAGUGCGAUUACACAAACCGAUUCGCAUGUGGAUGAUGUUGCGCAACAGAAACCAUGGUACAAGAAGAUGAAUCCUCUGCGAUGGGGUGGUAUUUCUCCUGUCCCAGAGACCAGAGAGCAGUCAAGAGAGUAUACAGCUGGAUUUUUGAGCCUGGUUUAUUUUCAAUGGAUUGCGCCACUCAUGGCUGUAUGUCAACUUGCCUGAUUUAUAUUCCAAUUGAUCCAUCUGCUAACUUACACAUAUAGGCUGGUUACGAGCGACCUCUUGAGCAAAAGGAUAUAUGGACUGUCAACCCUCACCGAACAACUGAACUCAUGACUGAGAAACUCCAAGCUUCUUUCAAGAAGAGAGUGGCGAGAGGAGAUAAAUACCCACUUGUCAUGGCCCUACACGAGACUUUCAAGAAGGAAUUCUGGAUUGGAGGUUCAUGUCAGCUCGUCGCCAAUAUCUUCCAAGUCAUUUCCCCAUUUACGCUUCGGUAUCUCAUUCAAUUCGCUUUGGACGCCUAUAUUGCGCAACGAGCCGAACAACCAGCACCACAUAUUGGUAAGGGACUGGGCUUGGUAUUUGGGAUUACUUUUAUGCAAAUGAUUCAGAGUUUGGGUACCAAUCAUUUCAUAUACCGUGGUAUGAUGGUCGGGGGAGAAUCUAGAGCGGUCCUCAUCUCGGUCAUCUUUGAAAAGUCCAUGGUAAUUUCUGGCCGUGCCAAAGCUGGUGGUCGUGAGAUCAAGCAAGGCCCCGAGGAGAAAACAAGCGAAGAGCCCAAGAAUUCCAAGUUCUCUUUCAAAAAGUCAAAACCAGAUAAGAAGGGCGCCAAGGUCGAUCCAAAUGCUGGAAAGGGUAUUUCUGGAGAUGGUACUGGUUGGUCAAACGGUCGAGUGGUCAAUCUCAUGAGCGUCGAUACGUAUCGGGUUGAUCAAGCUUCUGGUCUAUUCCAUUUGAUUUGGACUGGUCCUCUCUCCUGUCUUAUCACAUUGGUCUUGUUGAUUGUAAACUUGGGAUACAGCGCGUUAGCAGGUUUCGCACUUCUUGCCCUUGGGUUCCCUCUUCUGACUAAAGCGGUCAAGUCUCUAUUCGUGCGCAGAAAGGGCAUUAACAAAAUUACGGAUCAACGUGUCAGUCUCACUCAAGAAAUCCUACAAGCUGUAAGAUUUGUCAAAUUCUUUGGUUGGGAAAGCGCCUUCCUCAAGCGAUUGGGUCAAGUUCGGGAUCGGGAAGUAACUGCUAUUCAAGUUCUACUUACCAUUCGAAAUGCCAUCAAUGCCGUCUCGAUGUCUAUGCCAAUUUUCGCCUCGAUGCUCGCUUUCGUUACAUACUCUCUCACCAGUCACAACCUCAAUCCUGCGCAUGUCUUUUCAUCACUCGCUCUUUUCAAUAGUCUCAGACUUCCUCUGAAUCUCUUACCGCAAGUCAUUGGCCAAGUUACUGAUGCCUGGUCUUCGAUAUAUCGUAUCCAAGAGUAUCUGCUGAGCGAAGAGCAAGAAGCUGACGCUAAAUUUGACCGGGAUGCCAAGAACGCUGUUGACAUGCACAAUGCUGAUUUCACCUGGGAACGAACCGCGACGCAAGACCCCGACGGUAUACCAGUAGGCAAACCACUUAACAAGGCGGAACUCAAAGUCGAAAAGGCUGCCAAGAAGCAAACAAUCAAGGAUGAAAAGAAAGCUGCCAAGAGUUUACCUUCUGGUGAUACCACUCCGGAUGAUGGGGCGACACUCAGCGAGGACCGGGAACCUUUCAAGUUGCACAAUAUGAAUUUUUCAAUUGGUCGUAAUGAAUUGGUUGCUGUUAUCGGUGGCGUUGGCAGUGGAAAGAGUUCGCUACUUGCUGCGCUUGCUGGUGAUAUGCGGAGAACCAAGGGUGAUUUAUCGUUGGGUGCUAGUAGAUCCUUUUGUCCUCAAUAUGCGUGGAUCCAGAAUGCUACUGUCAGAGAGAACAUCUUAUUUGGGAAAGAGAUGGAAGACGGAUGGUAAGCCUGCAUUUUUCCCUUUUCACGUCCUUUUUUCGCUAACAUGUGUUGUAGGUAUCGUGCAGUUAUCGAUGCAUGUGCUCUCAAGCCAGAUCUGGAUAUGCUUCCUCAAGGAGAUGCCACUGAAAUUGGUGAACGCGGUAUCACGGUCUCUGGAGGUCAAAAGCAAAGACUCAAUAUCGCUCGUGCCAUUUAUUUCGAUUCGGAUUUGAUUCUCAUGGAUGAUCCCUUGUCUGCUGUCGAUGCUCAUGUUGGCCGUCAUAUCUUUGAUAACGCUAUCCUUGGUCUCUUGAAAGAUAAGGCAAGAAUUCUUGCCACUCAUCAACUUUGGGUUCUCAAUCGCUGCGAUCGGAUUAUCUGGAUGGAAGAUGGACGUAUUCAAGCUAUCGAUACCUUUGACAACCUUAUGGCAAAUCAUCCCGGCUUUCAACUCUUGAUGGAAACCACCGCUAUUGAAGAAAAGCAUGAGGCCCAGGAUCACGCCAACGAUGACGAGAUUGAGGACAAGAAAAAGACCCAGAAGAAGAAAAAGAAUGCCAAAGCUCUGAUGCAAGCGGAAGAGCGAGCAGUGAAGAGUGUUCCUUGGUCUGUCUACGCUGAUUAUGUUCGAGCUUCUGGAACCAUUCUCAACGCUCCCAUGGUCAUCUUGUUAUUGAUACUCUCUCAAGGUGCAAACAUCGGUACAAGCCUUUGGCUUUCUUGGUGGACUAGUGACAAGUUCGGCUACUCGAGGGGUGUUUACAUUGGUGUUUAUGGAGCUCUAGGUGCCUCUCAGGCACUUCUGCUUUUCUUCUUCUCGCUCGCCUUGACUUUAAUGGGUACCGUUGCAAGCAAGACUAUGCUCAACAGAGCAAUCACUCGAGCGCUCCGAGCACCAAUGUCUUUCUUUGAUACCACUCCUUUGGGACGCAUCACCAACCGCUUUUCUCGAGACGUGGAUGUCAUGGAUAAUACUCUCACCGACGCUAUACGAAUGUACUUUCUCACUAUGGCCAUGGUCUUGUCGGUAUUCGGGUUAAUUAUCGCGUAUUUCCAUUACUUCGCCAUCGCCCUGGUACCUCUAUUUUUUCUCUUCAUAUUUUCCGCCGGCUACUAUCGUGCAUCGGCUCGAGAAAUGAAGCGAUUCGAGUCUGUACUUCGGUCCAACGUCUUUGCCAAAUUCAGCGAGGGGAUUUCUGGAACUGCCUGUAUUCGCGCCUAUGGACUGAAAGAUCGAUUUAUUGUCGAUAUUCGUGACUCGAUCGAUGAGAUGAAUAGUGCGUACUUUCUCACGUUCGCCAAUCAGCGCUGGUUAUCAACGCGACUUGAUAUCAUCGGUAAUUUGUUGGUCCUUGUUACUGGUAUAUUGGUGGUAACUUCCCGGUUCAAUGUUUCUCCUUCGAUUGCUGGUCUGGUUCUCAGUUAUAUUUUGUCCAUCGUUCAGAUGAUCCAAUUUACGGUUAGGCAAUUGGCAGAGGUCGAAAAUGGUAUGAAUGCCACUGAGCGUAUCCAUUACUAUGGCACACAACUCGACGAGGAAGCUCCAUUGAAAACCAUCGAUGUACGCGAAUCCUGGCCUGAAAAGGGAGAAAUCAUCUUCGAUAACGUCCAAAUGAGAUACCGUGCCAACCUCCCACUGGUCCUUUCUGGUUUGACAAUGCACGUCCGAGGCGGAGAACGUAUUGGUAUCGUUGGUCGUACAGGCGCAGGAAAAUCCUCCAUCAUGUCUACUCUUUUCCGGCUUAUCGAAUUGUCUGCUGGCUCCAUUACCAUUGACGGUCUGGACAUUAGUAUCAUCGGUCUUCACGAUCUUCGCUCUCGUCUCGCUAUCAUCCCGCAAGAUCCUACACUGUUCAAAGGCACAAUCCGCACCAAUCUCGACCCGUUCAACGAGCACACCGACCUGGAACUCUGGUCUGCCCUCCGGCAAUCCGAUCUCGUCUCCGAACACGCCUCUCUCGAUGACAAGUCACCCGGUCGCAUCCAUCUCGAUGGAAUCGUCGAGGAUGAAGGCCUCAAUUUCUCUCUCGGACAACGCCAAUUGAUGGCUCUCGCGCGCGCCCUGGUCCGGGGCAGUCAAAUCAUCGUCUGCGAUGAGGCGACGAGCUCCGUGGACAUGGAAACAGACGAGAAGAUCCAGCGCACCAUGGCAACGGCCUUCAAGGGCAAGACGUUGCUGUGCAUCGCGCAUCGGUUGAAGACGAUCGUCGGAUACGAUCGCAUCUGCGUCAUGGAUCGGGGGAUGAUUGCGGAGCUGGAUACCCCGUUGACGCUCUGGAGACGGGAGGAUUCGUUGUUUCGGGGGAUGUGUGAGAGAGGGGGGAUUCGGAGGGAGGAUUUGGAGGGGUAG
Messenger RNA from Hymenoscyphus albidus, 4629 nucleotides. Lineage: Eukaryota; Fungi; Ascomycota; Leotiomycetes; Helotiales; Helotiaceae. The record is from the annotation of a GenBank genome assembly.